AUGAAAAAGCGCAUGAGAGUCGAUGGUGAUGGCGCACUGCGUGUCACCUAUCAGCAAGCUCAGCCUAUCAAUCGAGCAACUUGGGGUGGCAAAAUCGAGUUCGUCCUUUCCUGUAUCAGCUAUGCCGUGGGACUGGGGAAUGUCUGGCGGUUUCCCUAUCUCUGCCACAAGAACGGUGGUGGUGCUUUUCUGAUACCUUAUGUGGUGAUGUUGGCUCUUGUGGGUCUACCCCUCUUUUUCCUCGAAUUCGCUUUUGGACAAUUCGCCAGUUUGGGUCCCAUCUCCAUAUGGAACGUCAGUCCUCUCUUCAAAGGCACUGGCUAUGCAAUGGUGGCGGGCUCGUGGUUACUCUCCCUCUAUUACAACGUGAUUGUGGCGGAGAGUCUGCUCUACUUCUUCUACAGCUUCAAUAGUGUGCUCCCUUGGACGUACUGUAACAAUACGUGGAAUGCCAACACCACUUGCAUUGACUUCACACGCAAUCUCACCGAACUCCUCAAUUCGAACAUUCCCUCCAACAUAACGUUCACUUCUCCUGCUGAGGACUUUUACUACAAUCAUAUACUGCAGAAGUCAAGUGGCCUCGAGGAUAUGGGUUUGCCCUCGUGGCAGUUGUCACCGGUGCUGCUUCUUGCUUGGAUCAUCACUGCGCUGGUCCUCAUCAAGGGCGUUCAGUCCCUUGGCAAGGUUUCCUACUUCACAGCCCUGUUCCCCUACCUGAUCCUCUCAGUGCUGUUGAUCCGAUCACUGAUGAUGGAGGGCUCUCUGCAGGGCAUUCUCUACUACCUGACACCCAAGUUCGAUCGCCUUAAGGACCCACGAGUGUGGGUGGAUGCCGCAACGCAAAUCUUCUUUUCCCUCGGCUGCUGUUCUGGGUCUCUCAUUGCCAUGUCCAGCUUCAAUCCUUUUAAGAACAACUGCUGUAGAGACGCCAUUAUUGUGGCCUGCAUUAACUGCUGUACCUCCAUAUACGCCGGUUUCGUGGUGUUUGCGAGUCUUGGCUUCAUGGCGCACCAAAAGAACGUAACCAUGGACAAUGUCGCCAAGUCGGGGCCGGGCCUGGCCUUCGUGGUAUAUCCAGAGGCGUUGUCACAGAUGCCCUUUCCCGCCAUCUGGUCCGUCUUCUUCUUCUUCAUGCUCUCUACCGUUGGCUUGGGCUCCCAGUUCGCCAUUGUUGAGACUGUCAUGUCUGGCGUUGAGGACGAGCUCCGACGUUUUAACCUUCUCACCAGCAACUGCCUUAAGUAUAUCUUUCGAAUUGGUCUCUGCACGGUGAACUUCCUCCUAGGUCUGCCGAUGGUCUGCAGAGGGGGGUACUACCUCCUCUUCCUCAUUGAUUGGGCCAUGUCCGGCUACCCACUCAUGUUCAUCUGCGUCACCGAAAUUAUCAUCAUUUGCUACUCUUACGGAUUUGCUGAAUCCGGAUCUUCACCAUCGUCUGAGGUGUGCUUUCACACCCACGACCGGUGUUUCACGGUGGACGCGGCGAUUUGUUCGCAGGGCUCUGCUGAGUCAUCGAAGCGCUUGCUAAUCGGCCUGAAGCAAUUCCGGAAGGACAUUGAGUUAAUGAUAAAUGCUCGUCCCAAUUGGUACUGGCGCAUCUCCUGGCUCAUCACCACACCGGGUAUCACCAUCGCCUUAAUUGUAUUCUCCAUGGUGAGCACCGCAGAGCUGCAGCUGGACAACUACGUCUUUCCGCAUUGGGCUCAUUCGCUUGCCUAUCUCACCGCCGCCUUUCCCAUUCUCUGCAUUCCUCUCUGGUUCUUCUACAAAUACUGCCGUGAAGGGGGAUGGAUUCUCUUCACGGAGUUCUUGAAGCCAGUUAACGAGUGGGGUCCGGCGCAGGAUGAGCACCGUGCCGAGUUCAUCUCAAUGAUACGCUCCAACGACUCUUUGCGGCACAACGUCGGCAGUAGCCAAGUGUGCAUCAGCAGCACUCACAUCCCGCCCGGUCUCGCAGACCCCGAGAACGGAGUUGCCGGUGGUGGGGACAGCAGCGGCCGACAUCGGCGCAUCCUCAUUGGUAACAGCAGCGUGGUGCUGGACUCGGAGGGCGGCUUUUUUCAGAGCAAACUCAGCGUUGCGGAAAAGCUCACCAUAGCGCAUAAUCGUGAGGUCGCGAAACGCUCUGGCGUCGAUCUCAGCCAUCUCGAUGCCGAGGCUUUAACCGCUAGUCAAAUGCUCCACCUUGUACCACUCUCAUGUGGUAGUCCAUCGGGUUUAAGUGCUGUUGAUGGGAUUUAA
Messenger RNA from Echinococcus granulosus, 2244 nucleotides. RefSeq names its product Sodium- and chloride-dependent glycine transporter. Gene Ontology annotation, cellular component: membrane. Bases 1 to 2244 code for a protein of 747 amino acids. Gene Ontology annotation, biological process: sodium ion transmembrane transport. The record is from RefSeq and is a predicted model, not a curated record. The transcript has 14 exons. Lineage: Eukaryota; Metazoa; Platyhelminthes; Cestoda; Cyclophyllidea; Taeniidae.